Molecule: messenger RNA, 1347 nt
Organism: Kwoniella shivajii
Lineage: Eukaryota; Fungi; Basidiomycota; Tremellomycetes; Tremellales; Cryptococcaceae
Exons: 8
Coding region: 1-1347 (448 amino acids)
Biological process (GO): unsaturated fatty acid biosynthetic process
Molecular function (GO): oxidoreductase activity
Source: RefSeq, a predicted model, not a curated record
AUGGCUUCAACACUCAGACAAAGAAUACCCUCUCCUCCUGCUGGACAGGUCGAGAAAGACCAAUUGCUCAAAGAAGCUGAGGACGCCGAAUUGACUGAAGGUCAAAAAUUCGUUGUACCCAACUUUACUGUCAAGCAAUUACUUGAUGCCAUUCCCGCUCAUUGUUUCCACCGAUCAGCUGUCCGAUCUUCCCUCUAUGUAGUUCAAGACGUUAUCGCUAUUGGUGCUCUCGUCUACGGAGCUUAUCACAUUGAUUCUUUCCUUGCCAGAUUCAACCUCGGCACUGUUGCGUAUUACGCAGCUAGAGCCGCCCUUUGGACUGCAUACUCCGUCUGGGCGGGUUUCUUCGGUACUGGUCUCUGGAUCAUUGCUCACGAGGCAGGUCACCAAGCUUAUUCCUCUUCCAAAACCAUCAACAACACCGUCGGUUGGGUCUUGCACUCUGCCCUCUUGGUCCCUUACCACUCUUGGAGAAUCUCCCACGGUCGACACCAUGCUGCCACUGGUCACUUGACUCGGGAUGAAGUCUUCGUACCCGCCAACAGGUCAGACCGAAAAGUUGGUGAAAUGAAAGAAGAAGCUGAAAUCCAUGGUAUCAACGUUUCUGAAGAACGACAAAGUGAACUUGCCGAGCUUCUCGAAGACGCACCCCUUGUUACCCUCUACAACCUCUUCAUCCGACAACUCUUUGGAUGGCAAGCAUACCUCGCUGUUAACGCUGCUGGUCAACGACACUACCCUAAAUGGACUAACCACUUUGACCCUCGAUCAAUUAUCUUCAAGGCUAGUCACGCUGGACAAGUUAUUUGGUCUGACAUCGGUCUUGUUAUCGUUCUUGCUGCCCUUGGUUACUGGUCUUACACCCGAAGUUUCCGAGAAAUGUUCGUUGUCUACGGUAUCCCUUACCUUUGGGUUCACAACUGGCUCGUCAUGAUCACUUACUUGCAACACACUGACCCUGCUGUCCCUCACUACUCUGCCAACGAAUGGACUUUCCCUCGAGGAGCUUUGACUACCAUUGAUCGACCUUUCUUCGGAUUCGUUGGUCCUUACAUCCUCCACGGUAUCUGUGAAACUCACGUUGCUCAUCACAUCUCAUCCAAGAUGCCUCAUUACCACGCAUGGGAAGCUACAGAGGCUCUCAAGAAAUUUUUAGGUCCUCACUACCAAUCCAACAACGAUAACUUGUUGGUAGCCUGUUGGAAAUCAUACCGACAAUGUAUCUACAUCGACCAAGAUCAAGAUGUCGCCUUCUACAAGAACGCCAGAGGUGUAGCUCAAAAGGUUGCUGUAUUUGAGAAUGGUAACAUCUCUGAUUCAGGUAUCGACAUGACCGAAUCAAAGUAA